CUGCGGAGCUCAGAGGCUGCAGGGAGAGGAGGACCGUCUGUUCCUGCUGCUGCUGCUGGAGGAGGACGAGCUGGGAUCUUUAACUCAGGGACGGCGCUAUUACAAAUGUUCGUUAAUUAAUCCCAAAUCGAUCGAUGUGAUCAGAUCGACUCUGCGCGGAAUAUUGAUGCGAACAGUUUGACGCCCCCAACAUUCGCCGUGACUCUGGAAAUCCGAUCUGAGUUUGGACGGACCGAACCCCCGAUGGUCGACAUGUUUGUGAGAACGAGGGCCGUCGUGCUGCUGUUGUGCCUCCUGGUGGCGGCGGAGGCCGGGGCCUCGAGGUCGGCCCGCGACUCCCAGAGCGUCCCCGACCCCCUGGAGCCCUCGGAGGGCAACGCGUCCGUCCGGCUCCCGGCGCCGCAGCCGGACCGUCCGCGGACGCCGUUCCCGCCCAUGUGCGUCAAGCCGACGGAGAUCAGACACGCCUUCAAGUACGUGAACACCAUCAUUUCCUGCCUGAUCUUCGUGGUGGGGAUCAUCGGCAACUCGACGCUGCUCAGGAUCAUCUACAGGAACAAAUGCAUGAGGAACGGACCCAACGUGCUGAUUGGCAGCCUGGCACUCGGAGACCUGCUGUACAUCAUCAUCGCCAUCCCCAUCAACGUGUACAAGCUAAUAGCCGAGGACUGGCCGUUCGGCGUGCACGUCUGCAAGCUGAUCCCGUUCAUCCAGAAAGCCUCGGUGGGAAUCACCGUCCUCAGCCUGUGUGCCCUCAGCAUUGACCGCUACCACGCCGUGAUAUCGUGGAGCCGGGUGAAGGGCAUGGGGAUCCCCCUGUGGAAGGCCAUGGAGGUGACCGUGAUCUGGAUGGCCGCCGUGGUGCUGGCCGUCCCCGAGGCGGUGGCGUUCGACAUGAUAGAGAUGUCGUACAGGGGCAACAAGCUGCGCACUUGCCUGCUGCACCCGGAGCAGGCCACCAGCUUCAUGAAGCUGUACAAGGAAGUUAAAGACUUUUGGUUGUUCGGCUUCUACUUCUGCCUCCCGCUGGCCUGCACGGGGAUCUUCUACACGCUCAUGUCCUGCGAGAUGCUCAGUCGCAAGAAAGGCAUGCGGAUCGCGCUCAACGACCACAUGAAACAGCGGAGGGAAGUGGCGAAGACGGUGUUCUGCCUCGUGCUGAUCUUUGCUUUCUGCUGGCUGCCGCUCCACCUCAGCCGCCUUCUGAAGAAAACCAUCUACGACGAAAAAGACCCCAACCGCUGCGAGCUGCUCAGCUUCCUUCUGGUGAUGGAUUACAUCGGGAUCAACAUGGCCUCUCUAAACUCCUGCAUUAACCCGAUUGCCCUCUACUUUGUCAGCCAGAAGUUUAAAAAUUGUUUCCAGUCCUGCCUGUGCUGCUGGUGCUACAGGACGUCUCCUCUGGACGACCGGUGCUCCGGAGGACGCUGGAAGGGAUCCUGCCAUGGCAACGGACUGGACCGCACCAGCUCCCGCUCCAGCCAGAAGUACACAAGCUCUUCAUAGACAAACACAAACACUCUCUCUCUCUCUCGCCGCUCUCCAACCGAACCGGACCGAUAUUCCCCAUCUUGCUUUCCCACCUGGAGAAACAGCGCCGUCACUGCCAACACACACACACACACCAUCACUUUGGAGUCAGGAGUGGGAUGAGGAGGAGCCAGGUGGAAGGGCUUUUGUUUCGUUUUUCUUCUGCAGACUGAAAGACUCGGUGAUCAACCCAAAGCUGGAGAAUGAAACUACAGGAUUGUCACCUGUUCAAGCCGUUAUAACUCAGGCCACCAACCAAUGCUACGUGAAUGUGUUCGAGGAUACCAAGCCUCUCAGUGGACCAGGUUGAGUAGGGUUAGGUCAAACCACUUGUAAAUGUGUGUACUGGGUUAUUUACAUGUAGAAUACAGACUUUACCCUAUGUCUAGCUGCAGUGCUUGGAGUAUGAAUGAGCGCUGAUCAAUCAGCCUUACCGGUGACACUGUAAUACCUCGUAGGGGAAACCGUGACGCAGAGUCAUUUGAGACUCAAAGGACCGGAGCCUUUGAGAGUCUCCGCACCUUCGAGGCACCGCCGAGACAUCAAAGACCAGAGCGCUGCCUUAUCUGGCGAAAGACGCGGUCCGUGCUCAAAUUCGCGGAAUCUCCCGGCAAGAAAAAGAGAAAAAAAAGAAACGGGGGCCCUUACUGUGAAUCUCCCAGUCAUGUGGAGAGUGGCUCGGCAGAAAUCCUUUUCAGCUCCGCUUUUAGUCACAAGAAGGGCUGCUGUCGUCCAGGAAAACGAGAAAAACACCAUAUGAUCUUCAUCAUGCGUCGCAUAUGACAAUGCAGCUUCUAUUUUUCGUUGAAUGUAGGAACAUGAAAGGCUUGUGUAAGCCCUGCGCCCAGCGAGGCGUCCGCUUCGCCUUCUCCAAGCCUUUCACCUCAAUCAGACUAAGCUGCCGACGCAAAGACAUGCCUGUUGCUGGAACUUAACUUGUUAUGUUGCGCUAUUUAAAAGAUUUAAGAAAUGAAAGUGUAUACAGCUGGCUGGACGUUUUAAGAGAUUCCUGAACUGCAUUAUGGUCAUAAAAGCACCAAAUAUUUUCCCACUGUCGCCCUCGCAGCAGGGGGAUUCUGGGAAAACUUUGGCCUUUUUUUUUUUUAAGACAUGAUUACUGACUUUGUCAUCCAUCUUUGAAUCGGGGAGUCCUUCAUUUAUACGGUUGAAACCAGGUAUUUGGAUAUAGUGUUUAUUAUUGUCAUUUCUAUACAGUGUAAGACAACUUUUUUAUUAUUAUUUGUCACCACCUCACAUUAAACCGGAUUAAACAUUUCCUGUUUUAGGUCAGUUAGAAUAACCAAAAUGAUUUCUAUCUGAUAAAUGCCAAAACUUUAAGGAUUUUCUUUUUUUUACUUUCCUCAAACUGGGACGUUUACAUACAUUUCUUCACUUCGAAACAUCGACUUUUUGUCUGUAUGACUAGUUAAAAGUGACAUAAUCUGCCAGCAGAACAUGACAUUUUUACCAUAUUAUAAGUAAAAACGUCUUGUUCCAUUGGCAGAUUAUUUCACUUAAAACUAGCACUUUUUCAUCAAUAUUAAUAUGUAUUUGACUUAAAAUAAGCUUCCAUAUCUUGCUGAAAAGUUACUCGUGAGUUAGUUUUGUGUUCUUUAAAUUGUACUAAGAUAUUUGCCCUAGAAACCACAAAUAGUUGGUAACAUUUUGCGUUUUUGUGGCGAAAACUUCUGAUUUUAAAAUAACUAACAGAAAUGUAAUUAUUUUAGUAUUUAGUAAACAGAAAUAAUUUGGGAAAUCCAAACUGACAUCAAACAGGAAAUGUUUAAUCAUCAGACAUUAAAAAAGGCUUCGUCUCUUCUUAUGGGUUCUAAAUAUUUGGUUUCAAUUUUUCAUUGUUUACAGUUUUAACAAGAUAUAUUGAAAACAUUACAUUAAUCAAGUUGGGGUUUGCUUUUUUUUGUCAAUUUCUUCAAAAACAUUUUAUCACUUUGUUUCUAAGAAACUUACUAAAUUAUGCAUUUAAUGACACUCUUGGUUUGUUUUAUAAGUAGAGCUGAUAUAUUCCCAUGUUCAUUGUUGGACUUGUUUUCUUUACCCUUUAUAAAGUCUUUUUUAUUUUUUACAUCAUAGUUAAAUCAGUAGCUGACGCGGAAUGUGAGUCAUGAAACUUUUUAUAUCUGCUUUUAGCCACGUGAAUGAAACCCUGUGAAGGAGACUCAGAGUAGCUUUACCAGCGUCUUUACUGAGUGAUGUGUGAGGUUGGACAUGAAAAUAUAUGUGAAUACUGUAAAGGCUUUGGUCAUUUAAAUACAUUUACACAGUACUAUUUUGUUAAGGGUAUACAUUAAUAAAUAGUAUUUUAUACUGUG
Molecule: messenger RNA, 3860 nt
Organism: Xiphophorus hellerii (green swordtail)
Lineage: Eukaryota; Metazoa; Chordata; Actinopteri; Cyprinodontiformes; Poeciliidae
Product: endothelin receptor type B-like
Exons: 8
Coding region: 244-1506 (420 amino acids)
Biological process (GO): developmental pigmentation; endothelin receptor signaling pathway; regulation of blood pressure
Cellular component (GO): plasma membrane
Molecular function (GO): endothelin receptor activity
Source: RefSeq, a predicted model, not a curated record